AUGAGUUGGCCACAAUAUUUAUCACAAAAUUUUCACACAGGCGUGCAAUCAAAGCCAAUGGACAUCUUCUUUAUUGUUGGACCAGACGGAGAGUCGUUGAAGUGGUUGGAAUCAGAGGCUAAUGUAAAGAUUUAUGUGGAUCUCAACACUAUCUCGUACACGAUUUCAGGAACCAAACGAGAUAUUCGUAAAACCAUGGAAAUAAUAAAGAAAUUGACGACUUACACUACCAUAACUGUAGAACUUCCUUCACAUAUCAAAGGAGAGAACAAAACUUUGAAAGAGUUGAUGCCUUAUGUUCAAGAUAUUUGUAGGACUUCUGGAGCAUUCAUCGAACUUGAAAGCAACAAUAAGAUAACCAUCUCCGCACAAACUCAACGUAAUAUCAAAGAAGCGCAGAGACUGUUGAACAUUGCAUGGAUGCAGCCUGAUCAAAACGAAAAUCACUUGAUAUUAUAUAGCAACAAGCGGGAGACUUCAAAGUAUUGCUUUUUGCCUGUUCACGAUAUAGUGACAUUACCCAUGUUUCACCGGAACAUGUAUUGGCACCGUCUUGCAGAAGUCACGAAAUCGGAUGAGGAACCUACCGUGCAUAAUAAGCUAUAUAGGUUGCAUGAGAGUAAAAGUGUCAUAAAGGAUCCAGUAUCUUGGUCUAUCUAUUCGAAGACGGAAGCAGAUGAGAUGGACUUCAAUAAACUUGGAAGUUUCUUGAGAACUCAUUUAAACACGGGAAGGACCCCUAAUGCUCGACUCGAAAUUGUUUCAACUUUUGGAUAUAACAUUUUUCACGACAAGACAAAGUCAAUGCAAAAUAUAUUUUUACCGCCAUUAGAAGGCAGUCACUCGCGUGAAAUUAUAGGAAAGUGGUAUGAAACAAAAAAUCCGACAAAAUUGUUUCUUCCAAGUUAUCCACAACCGGAUCUGUUGGAAUCACUGAAUCAACUUUCAGAGUCUCAGACGAUGGUUCAAUUGGACUAUCUGCCGUAUCAAACAAAUGCCUCUGAUUCGAUUUGUUUGACAUCUGAUCGCUUGAGCUUCCGUUUCGACGUGAUCAAUAAGAGUCUUAGAUUAAAUGACUUUUCAAUAUAUAAACGACGUCUUUUGGUGGAUAUCUUGAUGAUGGACUGCCCAAAAGAUAUUCGACUACUGUCUUCGAUAAAGGAAUCUUUGCUUGGUAGUCAUGACAUUACGCAUUUUGUCAGUCAAUGUAAACUUUACAAUUCUCGAGAUAUUCAAUGUCCAAAGGAGUAUGUGCUCGAAAGUAAAUCAUCCUCAAUCCCAUACACUUUGGAAAGUGCCAGGAUACACAGAAAUGGAUAUUAUGAAUAUAAUGGAUUCGUUUUGGCCGUAAAAAAAGUUGCAGAACAGGAAACAAAUAUUGUUAGACCCGAAGUUUCGUUACUCUACGAACCUUCCAUAAAACCACCAUCCUCUCCAGCGGCGCCAAAUGAAGUUCAAAAUCAUGAGGAUUUCAAACACUGGAAGAAUUUUAUUUUUUCGGCGAUCAGGAUCGCCAAUUCUUAA
Messenger RNA from Acaulospora morrowiae, 1524 nucleotides. Lineage: Eukaryota; Fungi; Glomeromycota; Glomeromycetes; Diversisporales; Acaulosporaceae. The record is from the annotation of a GenBank genome assembly.